GACUGAAAGUAAUGUCCUGACUUGAAUCUGACCACUGGUCGUUUCCAAUGCUUGGCGCCAUUUCCAGUAAAAUGUGAUUAAAAAACAUUACUGUACUAUACUUUGAGAGAUUGCUGUCAUAUUUUCUAACAUAAAUCUGCCUAGGGAACAAAAUUGUGUGCUUACUGUAGAAGAAGAGCCCGCAGGCCUCUUGUUUCUGGCUCGUUGUUUGCGGUGUUUGGGGAUUAGUGGAAUGGGAAGUGCGGAGCUCCGACACAGGAUGUGGAGUCACUGCUGGAUUGCAUCGCCUCCCCCCUCUUUUUAUGAUUCUGACAUAGAGAGAGAAGCCUGGCGUGCAGCUGCAGGAUCCCCCCAUCUGAAGAGAUCGAAGUACGCUACGGAUCGCGCAUUUUUCGGCGUCUUUAGUUUGGGGAAACAUAUAAUCCGGGUAUAACGUUUCAGGCGAUGACCCGUCUCUGGACCCUUGUGUCAGCGUUGCUGCUGCUUUUGCGAGUGACUGGAGUUGUGAGUAACCGUGAAGAAAAUGAUAAUGAAGUCCUCAAACAACUGGAGACCAAACUCAACAGGAGCCAGAAUCCAGAAAUUGAGAAUGCAAUUAGAAAUAUUACAGAAGUGAUGGAGAGUCGUACAGCAACCACACCUCCAACGAUUAUGACGUCUCGGCCGAGCCCCACUCGUGCUCGGUGUCCAGGAAACCAGGUGACGCAGGUGGGCAGCACUGCUUGCGGCUGUCCGUCCGGGACAGUGCAGAGCGGUGACAGCUGUACUUGCCCUGUAGGAUUCGCUCUGCACGGAACAGCCGAGUGUAAAGAUGUUAAUGAGUGUGAAGGACCCGGGCCAUGUGGUCCCCAUGCCAGCUGCACUAAUACCCCCGGCUCAUUCUCAUGUUCCUGUCUCCGUGGCUACCUGAUGGGUCCUGGAGGGUGCCAGGACAUAGAUGAAUGUGCUCUGGCUGCGGUCACGGGCUUGCAGGCCUGUCAGGAAGGGGCUGAAUGUACAAACACCCCUGGUUCCUUCACCUGCUCGUGCCCAGUGGGAUAUGUAAGGGCUUUGAAUGGACAAGGCUGUGUAGAUGUGGAUGAGUGCAGCUUUGAGGAGCUGUGUCGCCGUGAACUGGGAAACAUAUGUGUGAACACUCCCGGCAGCUUUCUGUGCCAGUGCCAGCAGGGCUUUAGAGCCGAGGCCCCUGCCUGUGUUGAUGUGGAUGAGUGUAUGGAGAGUCCCGAGUUGUGCGAAGGUCAGGGUGUGUGUGAGAACACGCUCGGGAGCUACAAGUGUAUUUGUAGACCCGGUUACCAGGGAAACGGCACACACUGCGAAGAUGAGAACGAGUGCGCAUCAGGCAUUCACAGGUGUGACACCAACGCUCGGUGUGGCAACAUCAUCGGUUCGUACUUCUGCCAGUGUUACCAGGGUUUUAAUGGAGAUGGGCAUGCUUGCUUUGAUGUUGACGAGUGCCUUCUCAACAAUGGGCACUGUGAACACAACUGCACCAAUGAAUUAGGAACGCACAGCUGUCAGUGUGCUGCAGGCUACCAGCUGGACCAGGGUGGACAUAACUGCACAGAUGUGGAUGAGUGUUCAGCUCCAAAUGGGACCUGUCAGCACAUUUGCGUCAACACUAUAGGCUCUUUCCGGUGCUCCUGUAAACCGGGCUACCAGCUGCACAUUGAUGGCCGCACCUGCGUAGACGUCGACGAAUGCAAACUGCAGAAUGGCGGAUGCUCUCACGCCUGUACCAACUCUCCUGGGGGAUUCACCUGCCACUGCCCGCGUCCUCUGUUGUUGGAUACAGACAACCUCUCUUGCGCUAAUGCUACCUCUUGUCUGCUAAGAAAUGGAGGCUGCAACCACGUAUGUUCCCUAAGAGCUGAGGGCGACAUCCAGUGUAGCUGUCGCGCAGGUUGGAAGCUGGGAGACGACCUCAAGAGCUGCAUUGACGCGAACGAGUGCGGGGACUUUACAAACGGAGGCUGUGAGCAGCUCUGUGUGAACCACCCCGGGGGGUUUAACUGCACCUGCAAGGAGGGGUACGAGGUCCGAGCUGAUAACCCCGCCAGGUGUCAGCCUGUGUGCGACCCACCAUGUCAGAACUACGGAGUGUGUGUGGGGCCAAACGGCUGCGACUGUCCUCCAGGCUACCCUGGUGUGGGAUGCUCAGCCAUUUGCUCUCCCCCCUGUGCCCAUGGAGGAACCUGCAUGCGCUGGAACAUGUGUUUGUGUCCUUCUGGGUGGACAGGAGAAGGCUGCCACACAGCUGUGUGCGAGCUGCCGUGUGCAAACGGCGGUCGCUGUGUCGGCCCCGAUACCUGCCAGUGUUCCUCUGAUUACACGGGCCCCCAGUGCCUGUUGCCACUGUGCACUCCAGCCUGUCAGAAUGGGGGCAGAUGUGUGGAUGUUAACAAAUGCACGUGUGUUGCUGGAUGGCAAGGAGCUCGAUGCCAGAUUGAGCCCAUCCAGUGUCAAAAGCCCUGCAGGAACGGAGGUGUGUGUGUGGGCCUUAACCGAUGCCGCUGCGCCAAAGGAUUCACCGGCAGUCUCUGUGACACAGCUGUAACAACACGAUGUGUCCCACCUUGUCAACAUGGAGCCACCUGCAGCCCACACAACACCUGCACCUGUCCAGAAGGCACCGCAGGCCUGCGCUGUGAGAGACUGACGUGUCCUGUGGUCACCAUGGUGGUCAGUACAGCUCGUGCUGUGAGGAAAGCUGUCAGGGAGAGCUACGUUGACCGCUGUGGACCCCUGGGAGUUCAGCUUUGCACUAAAUACAGGAUGAACCAGGCUCGUGUGUACCUGCAGGCCUACAGGGUUGGCUACAAAAUCCAGUGUCCUGUGACGAAGAACACAUGAGCUGUGCAGGAUACAGUAAAAGAUGCACAACAUCUGCAGCAAAAAGUAUGUUGGGGGGCGGGGGGGAAACCCCACCUGAACUGAAUUCAGACAAUCUCAGAACUGGGAACAGCUGUGGGAGCCGCUCAGGGUUUUAGCUUCACUGCUGAAAUAAAAGAGUCGCAUCUGAUGGAAAUGCUGCUCUUUCAUGUCACUUUGGUUGAUUAAGAGACAUAUAAGUAAAUCUACAUUUAAAUAAAUAAAUAAACAAUCAUGACUUUCUUAAAAUGUGAAACGGGCUGUCAGUUCAUCAUUUUUAAUGAUUUGCUUUCAAAUGGCAGUAAAUUUGUAAAUAUUUUCAGUAAAUUCCAACUGUCAGUAUGCAGGUGGAAAUCAGUUGUCAGCUUCAAACCCGCGCUCACUUACACUUUAUAUUCAGUCGCAGAUUUUAAAAUAGACAUAUAAAGGAUUUGCUCUUAGUUGUUAGUGGUUACUUAGCAACUGCGAGAAGUUUUUUUUUUCAUCAACUCAAAAAUUCAUUCACAACUCCUGGGCAACUCAAAGAAUUUACUCAAGCUUUUGUGUGAUGCCAAGCAAAGCCUCCUUAUCAGGCUGUGAGGGUCCAAUCUCCCCUGAAUGCAGCAGGCUCUCCUGUCUCCCACCAAGAAGCUGCCACACAGAGUCGCUUGAUUGCACAGGAUGUGGGGAAAACUGGCACUCAGCUGUUGCGAGGAAUUAUUGGCAGAUGAGACGGCGUCAGCUCUGUAUGCUUAUAGUUUAAAAAACAAACAAACUGCAAAACAGAUCAUUGCAUCUUUUUUAUUAUGUGAUUUUAUAUCAUGUCGCUUUGUUUGCAGCUUUAGUCCACUGCAUUCUCUUAGCAGACAUGAAAAAGGUGAAGUGCUGCAUCAAGGUGUAUUAAUUAUAGAGGUUACAAAGCACAUCAGGGCAAAGCUAGAAAGCUGCAGUGAUAUAAUUAUGUGUCUUCCAAUUACCAAAAAACAUUCAAAUGAUACCUACGAUAUUUGGGGAAAUACUCUGCAAACUGUUGACUUGAGACAGUUUGAGCUUUUAGCAGCUGUGCAACCCAUUUAAUCUUUAAAGAUUAUCAUUGCAACAGUCAAUAAAGUGUUGAUAGUGUGAAAGUCUGAGGCUGCUUUAAUAAUUAACUCGGUCUACUUAAUAAGCUGUGAAGCAAGAGAGUGAUUCAAAGAACACCAACCAAUUCCUCAUCUGAACAGAUUCCAAAAGAAGAAAAAAACAUAAAUAAGGGUUUUGGAGUGGCCUAGUCAAAGGCCACGCUUAAAAACAUUGAGUUAAAUUUAAUUCUGCAAUGUAGGGUGACCUGAUGUAAAAGUCUGAUUGUAAUAAGUUAUUGCCUGGUGGCUGUUGCCAUCAAGGGGUUCACAACCAGCUAUUAAGCUUGUAGGAAGCAUAGAGCCGGGUUCAUUAGGGCAGCCUUUUCCCCUUAAUCAGUAAAAUUGUGAUUUACAGCCCUGCAUAAACUGACUGAAAUCAUCUAUGCUUAAAAAAAUGCCUCUUUUUGAAAAAGCCCCAUUAAAGAUUGCCUUCAUUGUCA
Messenger RNA from Poecilia reticulata (guppy), 4411 nucleotides. RefSeq lists its product as uncharacterized. Gene Ontology annotation, molecular function: calcium ion binding. NCBI's taxonomy places the organism in Eukaryota, Metazoa, Chordata, Actinopteri, Cyprinodontiformes, Poeciliidae. The record is from RefSeq and is a predicted model, not a curated record.